AUGUCUGCUGAAUAUCAGGAAUCCUCCUCGUGGCAUAGUCCCGGUGCUAAACAUCCAUCGCCGUUGCCCUCAACGGGCCCCAUUGUUAAGGACUCAAGUACACAAAGUAGUAACAAUGACAACGCUAAUGCUAAUGCUAAUGCCAAUGCUAAUCCUAAUCCUAAUGCUACUCCGAAUAAGCAACAAGAAGAACAACUUCGAUUGUCGGACAGUUCACAGAAGCAACAACAACAACAACAAAAUCAUCUUGCUUCUGAAGCGUCAAAUGGAGGCAAUCAUUCGGCACCAAAUGGGACAACAACAACAACUACUACUACUACUACUAAUACUAAUACAACCUCUUCUAAUAAAAUGAUGGAGAGCAAACCAUCUAAUAGUCAUCUGUUGGACCUCAAUGAUAAUUACUCUUCAAUGCUAGAGACAUUCACAAAUAAUACCGACAAUAAAGCUGCAAACACUACUACUACUACUACUACUACUACCAAUAAUAAUAAUAAUAAUAAUAAUAAUAAUAAUACAAAUACGAAUAAUAAUAGUACUAGCGAAACUACCAACAAUCAAUACCAGGACAUUCAUCAGAAUGAACAUCCAAGUAGUAAUAAUAAUAAUAAAGGGAACGAAGAGGAAAACCUCGUAACGAAACAAGGCCUAGACGUAUUAUUACAACAGUAUCAAAAUCUAUUGGGCAAAUCUGGAAAUGACCAUAAAUUACCAACAGAAACAAUGAGAUCACAAGUAAAUAAUAAGAUUAAUGCACUAUCCUCUAAUGAUAAUAAUAAUAGUAAUAAUAAUAAUAAUAAUAAGAACAUUGAUAAUAAUAGAAAUACAAAUCUUAUAAAAUCUAAAAAUAAAAGAGGGGAAGAUAUGCAUCCGUCAUCUUCAGAACAUCAAAAUAAAAGGACCAAGUUGGAUAAUGGCGUAUCAGCCAUCGUCGGAGACCAUAAUAAUAACCCGCAACAAUAUUACUCUGAAUUUCUUCAAACUUUAAAUAAUACAAUGUUACAUACACAAAAUAUCAAUAAUCAAAAUACAAUGAGUUCGCAAACACCAAUAUCAUAUGAUGCCCCUCCAAAUUUAAACAUACCAUCGUCACAACCUCAAUUACAACCACAUCAACAAUACAAUAAUCAGCAACAAUUACAACGUCAUAACCAAACAUCACAACUUGCAUUUAAUCAAACACAGAUGCCACCAGUACUACAGCAACAACAACAGCAACAACAGCAGCAGCAACGCCAAGGCCAACAACAAUCUCCAUCUCAGCAACUACAACAUUCAAGAUCAUCCUUUUAUGUCGGUCCAACUUCUGUCUACGAUAUGAAUCUAAUUAAUUGUAUCAAAUUAGAUAAAGUUCAUCAAAUCCAAUUAUCAAAAUCAUUAGCCCUAAGGAAAGUUUCACCAACUGUUCAAUUCAUAUUACGUGACGAUAUUAAUCAAGAAGAUUUACAGGGAAAUGAAGAUUUCGUGGAAUCAUUAGUAUAUCCACACGGGAAAUUAUUAAUUGACAUUUUCUUUAAAUUAAUCCAUCCUUAUUUCCCCAUAAUACAUGAAUAUGUCUUUUUAGAAAGAUAUUCAAGAUCAUAUAAAGAAUUACCUGAACCUCUCUUAGCAACAAUUUACUCUCUCGCUUUACAAUGGUGGGAUUAUCAUCCAGGAUUAAUCGGAUUCCCGAAACCUGAUGUAACUACUCAAUUAAAUGAAUUUGCAUUCAAAGCCUUCUUUAAUGGAAUUGAAAGACCUAAAUUAAGUUUAAUUCAAACUGGUUUAUUAUUAAUGCAAUGUCGUUCAGAAAGAUUAAAUAAUUGGAUUCUUUCAUCCGCUACAGUUUCAUUAGCUGAAGAAUUAGGCUUGGGAGUAGAUUGUUCAGAUUGGAGAUUACCCAAAUGGGAAAAAGAUUUGCGUAGAAGAUUAGCAUGGGCUGUUUGGAAUCAAGAUAAAUGGACUGCAUUGAUUGAAUCUCGUCAUUCACAUUUAAUAUUGGGGAGAAAUUGGAUGGUUACACCUUUAAGAAGUGACGAUUUCCCACAAACUUCAUCACUGGUGGAAGAUAAUACGAAUGGGGACCAUCAAUUUGGAAAUAAUACUAUUAAUACUAAUACGAUGUUAGGUGCCUCUUUAGUUGAUAUGUCAUUAACUCAAGAUGAUUAUAAUAAUGGUAUUAUGAUGUAUCAACAAAUGGUAUCGUUAAGUAUAAUAUUAGGUGAAGUUAUGGAUACAUUUUAUACACAAGCUGCUAUUCAAAUAGAUACAACAAUUGAACAUAUAUUGAAAUUAGCAAAACCGUUGCAAUUGAAAUUGAGAGAAUGGUAUCAUUCUUUACCUCAAUUUUUAUCCAUGAAUAAUUUUACUCCAAGAAAAUUUAACGCUAAUGCAACUUUAACAUUAGCAUAUUUUGCCACAGAAAUUACUUUACAUAGGAAAAUUAUAUCAAGUUUAAAACCAGAUACCUCCAAAGAGUUAGUCACUGUUUGUAGACAAGCAGCAAAGACAAGAUUAAUUGCUGCAAUUGAAUUCAUACGAGAUUUGAAAAAUGAACACGUUAAUUCAUUUUGGUAUACAUGUUCCACGGGCAACCUUAUGUUAAUUGGUACCUUUGCAGCUUUAUUAUACGUUACUUCUCCAACUAAAGAAGAAUCAUUCACAUUUAGAGAUUGUUUACGUAAUUAUAUUUGGAUCUUAAGGGUCGGUGCUAAACAAUUUGAUAAGUUUGGUAAUGCAUUAAAUAACAUCCAUAUGCUUCUUGCUGAAAUUCCUGGAUUAUUAACAGAUGAACAACCGACCGCGGCGGCAAGUCCUCCAAAAUCAUAUUCUCAAAUGUUUCAACAAACACAGCAAAAUAUGAGUAACACUUUGUCACCUGCAAUAACAGAACAAGGUUCACCAGCAAUGUUGCAUCAACAGAAAACCAUUGCCACUGACUUAUUACAAUCUUUCAAUAAUAUGCAGUCGAGCAAUCAACGAAUAAAUAAUACAGCACCUUCAGAACAAUCUCAAACACCUAUUCAUUAUCAGAAUAUAUCACAACCGGCAGAUAUGAAUAUGUCAUUACAGAUACCCACAGACAAUAAUAAUAACAAUAAUAAUAGUAACUCUCACAAUUAUAGUAACAAUGCAGGAAGUAUUCACGGUUCUGAUCAUCUAUCACCGACAAACAGAGGAAGCUUUUCGAAAAUUACAGGACAUUGUAACAAGGAUGAUCAUAUAUCAUCUGGAAAUAUUCAACAGCAACAACAACAACAACAACAACAACAACAACGUCUCAGUAAUAGCAAGCCUAAUACACCUCAAGCAAAUAUACAUGGCGGCAUGGUUAAUGGUCCCAAACAAAACUCUAAUAGAACUAACGUAUCAUCUCAUCGUUCUCCACAAAAUAUACAAGACAUUAGUGGCAAUAACAAUAAUACUGCCGCUGUAUAG
Molecule: messenger RNA, 3417 nt
Organism: Naumovozyma dairenensis CBS 421
Lineage: Eukaryota; Fungi; Ascomycota; Saccharomycetes; Saccharomycetales; Saccharomycetaceae
Gene: DAL81
Product: Dal81p
Exons: 1
Coding region: 1-3417 (1138 amino acids)
Biological process (GO): DNA-templated transcription
Cellular component (GO): nucleus
Molecular function (GO): DNA binding; zinc ion binding
Source: RefSeq, a predicted model, not a curated record